AUGGAAGAGCAGGGGGUGGGCGAGAGGCGGAGGGCAGAGGCGGCGUUGGAGCCCGCGGAGGCACGAGGGCAGCGGCUGUUGCGGCAGAGGCGGCGUUGGAGCCCGCGGAGGUGCGAGGCGGCGGAGGCGUUGGAGGCAGAGCAAGAGGAAGGUGGAGGCGGCGCAGAAGGAUGGUGGCGGAGGCGUGAGGAUGGUGGCGAAGGCGCGAGGCGCCGGAGGUGCGAGGCGGUGGAAGAAGGCGGAUGGAAGGUGAAGUCGGCGGAGGCGGUGGAACAAGAGGAGAGAGGGGGGAUGAUUGAGAGAGAGAGAGAGAGAGAGAGGAAGAGGCAGAGGGAAAUCUAG
Molecule: messenger RNA, 342 nt
Organism: Salvia miltiorrhiza (redroot sage)
Lineage: Eukaryota; Viridiplantae; Streptophyta; Magnoliopsida; Lamiales; Lamiaceae
Exons: 1
Coding region: 1-342 (113 amino acids)
Source: RefSeq, a predicted model, not a curated record